Messenger RNA from Drosophila takahashii, 359 nucleotides. RefSeq lists its product as uncharacterized. NCBI's taxonomy places the organism in Eukaryota, Metazoa, Arthropoda, Insecta, Diptera, Drosophilidae. The record is from RefSeq and is a predicted model, not a curated record.
CCUAACUUCAAACCCAAAACAAUUAUGUCGCACAUACUGGCAUCAAAGCUCGAGUGUCAAUGUGGCGGAAAAGGUGGUCCAAUCGACUCGGUUAUAGCGCCGAUUACUCAGGAACUUAGAUGUAUGCAGAAGGUGCUGAAAAGAGUGAGACGUUUUCAGAUGAUCGAACUUAUUCGAAGGGAAACUGAGAUGUAUGACGCCGAGUUGAGGGCUCUGAACCUCUCCAUUUGGCACGAAGUUGGUCCAAGAUACUGCAAAUAACUGAGAAAGGCACCUCAGUUCCACAGAAAGAUUGACGUUCUUCAAAGUUUAGAACUAGUUUUCGUAAACAUUUUGUUUUUAGCUGUUUUUCCUAAACU